GCCACCUUCAUGACUGGGCGCAUGCCGUUUCACACCGGCAUCAACAGAUGGAUCCCGGAUGAAGCUUACGGGCUCCCACUGAACGAGACGACCCUGCCGUCACUGCUCCAAAAGCUUGGCUACAGGCGCCACAUUGUGGGCAAGUGGCACCUGGGUUUCUUCAAGUCGGAGUACACGCCAACGUUCCGAG
Messenger RNA from Symbiodinium pilosum, 190 nucleotides. The record is from the annotation of a GenBank genome assembly. NCBI's taxonomy places the organism in Eukaryota, Dinophyceae, Suessiales, Symbiodiniaceae.